UCUCCAUCACAAUUGCCGCCUCAACCAUCGCCAACUUCUCCCAUCAUUAUUUCACAAACCUCAUUUGAUUUCUUUGCCCCCUCUUCUUAUUUUCAAAAUCCCACAAUCAUAAUCAUCGAUUUUCAGUUUCCAAUCCCUCGUUUUUUGCAACUAAAAACACGGAUUUUCAUGUUGGUAUUUGUAGGUUCUUUACAUCUUUCGAGAUCCGAACAAGGGUCGUCUUCAAUUCCAGAUCAUCUGGACGGAUUUUGUUUUAUUUUGGUCGUUUUCAUUCAUGUCACCAUCAAACCCUAGUUUCAGUCCCUCGAAAGCAAUCAGUCAGCGAUCUUGUUGCUAAAUCUGGUAUUGGGUUGUGAUUCGAUGUUGGAUUCCGUCAGGUACAAUGUAGAUUGGAUGAGCAGAAAUGGAAAUUCGACUGCCACCACUCUCAACUUCUACUCCAUUUAUGAUCCUCUGAUUUAAUUUCAUAAAAGUUAUUUAGGUUUUAUGCAUCGAUUCAUCGGCACAAGUGAAGAAUAAGAUGAGGGGUAGAAACGAAAGAGACGAAUUGGAUAGCCAUAAAGGGUCUGUGUCCUCACUCGGGGUUGGGUUAACCAGAGUUCUUUGCUUUCUGAUAGUUUUUGUUGUUGGAAUAGUGAUUGGUUUGGUUUCAAGUUCACAUGUAGAUAGAUAUUUCACUUCACAACCUUAUAGUCUUAAACUAAAUCGUGCAUCUCCACACCCUAAUCCAAUGUACACCAACAGCAUUACGAAAACCACGACUGAAACAGAUGAUCGAAACUGUACUACUACUAAAAUUGUGAUUAAUUGUAUUAAAGAGGAUUGUUUGAGUAUGGAAAGCUUUCGGGCACCCAAGAAUUUGAGCCAUGGAAUGACCGAUGAUGAGCUCUUUUGGAGGGCUUCUUUGGUGCCAGAAAAGGCACAUUACCCGUUCGAUAGAAUGCCUAAGAUAGCUUUUAUCUUCUUAACAAGGGGACCUCUUCCUUUUAUGCCAUUGUGGGAUAGAUUCUUUAAGGGUCAAGAUAAAAGGAAGUAUUCGGUUUAUGUUCAUACAAAUCCUGAUUUCAAGCUUGAUGUUUCAAAUUCUUCGGCUUUCUACAAUCGGCAGAUUCCUAGUCAGGCCGUGAUGUGGGGAACCGUGUCUCUAGUCGAUGCAGAAAGGCGACUUUUAGCCAACGCAUUGCUCGACUUUUCUAACGAGCGAUUCGUUCUCUUAUCAGAAAGCUGCAUCCCAAUUUACAACUUCCCAACCAUCUACAAAUAUUUGGUUGGGUCCAUCUACAGCUACCUCGACUCCUACGACGACCCAUCUCGAUACGGGCGGGGCCGAUACAACCGUCGCAUGAAACCCGACAUCCGGCUUCGAGAUUGGAGAAAAGGUUCCCAAUGGUUCGAGAUGAACCGAGCACUCGCCAUCAAAGUGAUAUCCGAUACAAAAUACUACAAUCUCUUCAAAAAAUAUUGCACUCCCGAUUGUUACCCAGAUGAACAUUAUAUGGCCACUUUCGUGCACAUGUUUCAUGAGUCGCUAAACGCUGAUCGAACUGUAACUUAUGUCGAUUGGUCGAUGGGGGGCCCACAUCCAGCAAGUUUUGAUGAUAAAGAUAUUACGGAAAGUUUCAUUCGAUCGCUUAGGAACAAUGGGACGAGUUGCUUGUAUAAUAAGGGAACAACGUCGGUUUGCUUCUUGUUUGCUAGAAAGUUUAAUCCGAGUGCCUUGAAGCCGUUGCUUAAGCUCUCCCUGAAAGUACUUGAAUAUUGAAAGUAUCGAUGUCGAAAGAUAUCAUUUUUGCCAAAAUUUGUUGUAAUUUAGUAGUGUUCUUUUGGUGAAGUACACGGUAUAGAAAUUUUGUGCACUAGUUGUCUGUAUAAUGUUUGGUAACUGUAAAUUUUAUGAGGGUUUAAAGAAGAGUUUUAUAUUCCGUCUUUUUGA
Cynara cardunculus var. scolymus (artichoke) is the source of this 1933-nucleotide messenger RNA. RefSeq lists its product as uncharacterized. The record is from RefSeq and is a predicted model, not a curated record. Gene Ontology annotation, molecular function: glycosyltransferase activity. The transcript is spliced from 2 exons. NCBI's taxonomy places the organism in Eukaryota, Viridiplantae, Streptophyta, Magnoliopsida, Asterales, Asteraceae. Gene Ontology annotation, cellular component: membrane. Bases 521 to 1762 code for a protein of 413 amino acids.